Messenger RNA from Manis pentadactyla (Chinese pangolin), 4051 nucleotides. It is a transcript of the gene HOXA3, whose product is annotated as homeobox A3. Gene Ontology annotation, molecular function: RNA polymerase II cis-regulatory region sequence-specific DNA binding; DNA-binding transcription factor activity, RNA polymerase II-specific. The record is from RefSeq and is a predicted model, not a curated record. Gene Ontology annotation, cellular component: nucleus. Gene Ontology annotation, biological process: regulation of transcription by RNA polymerase II. Lineage: Eukaryota; Metazoa; Chordata; Mammalia; Pholidota; Manidae. Bases 1801 to 3147 code for a protein of 448 amino acids. The transcript has 6 exons.
GCGUGGGUGGAAGUCUGUGUUGGAAGAGAAGAUGGGGUUAAUUGCUGGGUGUUGCUUGGCGGGAAAUUUCGGUGCAAAGGAGGCAAUAGUGUUAUUGAGAAUGACAAGGGCCCGCAACUAAGGCUUAAGGCAGGACGCAAACCGAGUCUGGGCAAUAGCGGGACCCCGCACCCACCUCGGCACUGCGGGCUGGCACCGCACGCCCCGCUUCCCACAAGCGCGGGAUGUGGAGCCGCCCGGGAGAAGACGCUCAGGAUGCUGCGGGCGUGGACUUUACAUCUCCUGGUGGCACAGUGAGGUGGUAGCUUGGCCUGGGUGAUCCCCACGCAGACCUGUCCCGGGAGCUUCCUGGGACAGAGACCAGAAACGAUCUUGAGGUGCUAGAGUUUUUUUGGUUUUUUGGUUUUGGUGGUUGUUUUCCCAUUUUAAGGUAAUACAUUUGGUAUACAUUAGAUAAUUAAGACGGGCUGUGGAUCUUGGGGGCGUCCGCCAGCGCAGGGGUGUGUUCAGGGGGGAUAAAGCUGUAUAUUUGAAUUGCAGGGCCGUGGGCAGCCUGAUUGCGGCUGCCGCGGGCAGAUUAUUUAUUGUGACCGCGCUUGGCGCUCGCUGCUGCCACGCUGUGGCGGUCGCCGGGACCGACGCCAGCCGCAGCCCCGCGUAGUGCAGUCUGGCGCGACUGCUGCGCGGGCCCCUCAUUGAUUCUCAAGCAGGCUGAGGAGAGGGGGGCGAGAGAGGACCUGACAGGCGGCCUCCCAGAACCUGACUACCCGGGCACCUCCCCCGACUUGGCCACCCCAGACAGGAGUUGAACGCCCGACUAGACUCGGGCCCUCCUUCCCUCCCACCUUUCUCCCCUUCCCCCCGCCCCCGCCCCCCAGCACCGUGGAGACUGGUUGCACAGGCUGUCUGGCACGUCAUGGUUGCUUCUGUCCAAACUGCGCGUCCCAAGGCGCCCCCAGGGGCGCACUCUGGUUCUGGGAACGCGCCCGCCUUGGGAUUUUGAAAUCGGAGAGACCACUCGUAGUCCUGCGGCCUGCAGGCCUGGCUGGCCCUGAGGAGGAUUGGCUAUGGCAAGGAAGGCGGGCUUUGGCUCCAGGAGAGGGCCUGUGACAGGCAGAGGCUGCACCUGUGUGCUAUGGGCUCUGGCUUGGGCUAGGGAUCGGGCGCACGGGGUAGCCUUCAAGGUCCCCCACACACACACCGGCAGGCCGCCCUCCAGGCUGGCGGAGGUCGAGGAGCUCAGUGGGCAGCCCAGGGAAAGGGCCCACUGUGGGGUCCUGCUCGCCAUCCCAUCCCCCCUUGAAGAGCAGCUAAAAGGCUACGUGUGCCGCCUGGUCAUUCAAAUUGUCAAUUUUAGGUCCAGAAGUGUCUAAACCACAAGUUCUCAAAACUCCGAAAAAUGGCUCCCUCCAAGUUAAGCAAUUCUGAAAGGCAUUCUCUGGGAAAAGUCUGUGGAGAAGUGAGGGAUCCUCUUGCAAAUAAUGUGGCCUCGGCAAAGACGGAGUAUCUUGGCUGUCCGCUCAAAAAAUGCCUAGACUGUUGGUGGAAAAUGAGUGGUGGGCUGCAAAACUUCAAAUGGCAGAUUAUCAUCACUUCAGAGCGCCCGAACACCGGAAAAGACGAUUCCCUGAGCACCCGGAGUUGGAGGCAAUCUCUGGUUCAGCCUUAAACAUCUUUGGAGGUCUGCGCGGGGUUGCUAUUGGCGGCGGAGCGUCACGUGACCGCGGGGCGUGCCAAUGUGCGCCCUCACGGGUGUCAAGCCCCUGUCAAAGUGUGCGAUCCAGAUCGUGAAACAACGCAAUGCAAAAAGCGACCUACUACGACAGUUCGGCGAUCUACAGUGGCUACCCCUACCAGGCAGCCAACGGGUUCGCUUAUAAUGCCAGUCAGCAGCCGUACCCGGCGACCACAUCAUUGGGCACCGAUGGCUACAACAGGCCCGCCUGUUCACUCCAGUCGCCGGCCAGCGCCCGGGGCCACCCUAAGGCUCACGAGCUGAGCGAGGCAUGUCUGCGCACCCUGAGCGGCCCGCCCAGCCAGCCCCCAGGCCUGGGCGAGUCGCCCUUGGCCCCGCUGCUGCCCCAGGCCGCGCCCCCUGCCCCACAGCAGCCUCAGCCCCCACAGCAGCCUCAGCCCCCGCCGCAGGCCCAGGCGCCCACUCCUGCCGCGCCCCCGCCCCCCUCUUCAGUCUCCCCACCUCAGAAUACCGGCAGCAACCCCACCCCCGCCAGCACGGCCAAGAGCCCCCUACUCAACUCGCCCACCGUGGCCAAACAAAUCUUUCCCUGGAUGAAAGAGUCUCGACAAAACACAAAGCAGAAAACCAACGGCUCCAGCUCAGGGGAGAGCUGCGCUGGCGACAAGAGCCCGCCUGGCCAGGCAUCGUCCAAGCGGGCGCGCACAGCCUACACGAGUGCGCAGUUGGUGGAGCUGGAGAAGGAAUUCCACUUCAACCGCUACCUGUGCCGACCCCGCCGAGUGGAGAUGGCCAACUUGCUGAACCUCACCGAGCGCCAGAUCAAGAUCUGGUUCCAGAAUCGCCGCAUGAAGUACAAAAAGGAUCAGAAGGGCAAGGGCAUGCUGACGUCAUCAGGGGGCCAGUCCCCAAGUCGCAGCCCCGUACCCCCUGGCGCGGGCGGCUAUCUGAACUCUAUGCACUCGCUGGUCAACAGCGUCUCAUACGAGCCCCAGUCGCCCCCGCCUUUCUCCAAGCCCCCCCAGGGCGCCUAUGGGCUGCCCCCUGCCUCUUACCCUGCACCCCUGCCGAGCUGCGCGCCUCCGCCACCCCCUCAGAAGCGCUACGCUGCGGCGGGGACUGGCGCGGGGGGCACAACCGACUAUGACCCGCACGCUCAUGGCCUGCAGGGCAACGGCAGCUAUGGGACCCCACACUUACAGGGAAGCCCCGUCUUCGUGGGGGGCAGCUAUGUGGAGCCCAUGAGCAACUCUGGGCCGGCCCUCUUUGGCCUCACUCACCUUCCCCACGCCGCCUCCUCAGCCAUUGACUAUGGGGGUGCUGGGCCGCUGGGCAGCGGCCACCAUCAUGGGCCUGGGCCAGGGGAGCCGCACCCCACCUACACGGACCUUACCGCCCACCAUCCUUCUCAGGGAAGAAUUCAGGAAGCCCCCAAGCUCACCCAUCUGUGAUGGUGGGCUCGGGGCUGCGCGCCAGGAGAGUCCCCCACCCUCAUCUUAUGCGUUUGCUUUUUUUGUUUUGUUUAAAAUUCUUCCUGUCCCUCCCUUUUAUCUCUCCUCUGCCCCCUUCUUCCCUCCCACUCCCGUUUGUUUUCUUUGUAACACGUUUUUAUAGUUUUUGUGACGUAGCAAUCUUGGUUGCUGGAAUGGCUGUCAGUUAUCAGUAGCGAUAUUUAUCUUAUCCCGCCCUCGCUAGGCCGCAGGCCCUGCACCCUUUACCGUCUCUACUCUUUGAUCAGAAACAGGGUAUAUGAACAAAUUUUCUAGCCGAGGUCUUCAAUGUGAAUUUGUUCGUACAUUAUGGCUUCCGAGGGGAAGCGAUUUCUUUUUUUCUUAAUUUUUAGUUUUUUUAAAAUUGCACUUCUUAAAAAGCGAGAAAAAGUCAAAGGCGCUUUGAAACAGGGGUUCCCUGUGCAAGGAUAAGUGUACGUCUUUCCGUGUGUGUAUGCUGGUGAACAGUCAGAUUUAUUUAUAUUUUUUUGCAAGCAUUGAAUAAUCUAAGUUUUAAAUAUUAUUUAUCCCCAUCCGUUCGUAUUUAUAUUAAAGAAAUUCUGUACCCUGAUUGUUCAGAAGGUUUCUUGGGCCUUUUGUUCAAUAGUGUAUUGGCAUACAUAGAAACAUUUUUUUAUUUGAAAGGGAAAUAUAAUUCCUUUAUAAAAACGGUAAUGAUGCAAUAAUACCAGAGAGGAUCCACCUUUCGAAAACAGUGAUUUAGGUUUGUAACAUCCGGCGAAACUGAAAAAAAAACAAGCACUAGCAUUAGAAAAAUGCUAGAUUUGUUCUGAGAGUUCUACAUUCCUUGCUGCUCACAUUCUGAGAAACAAAACAAAAAUAAAGUUUUUAUUCUGAAUAAUAA